AUGAAUAGCAGGUCUGUUCCAGCAGCUGCGCGUCCCGGUCCGGCGAAGAGAGAGUCUCCGGGAGCGCAGAGUGCCCAGCUCCGUGCGCAGAGGAAGAGAUCUGGGGGCAAAAGGAUGGCCUCGGACGGGGAGAGCAUCAACCUUCAAGGCGUGAAUCCUCACCUCCGGAUUAACGGGCCGAUGAACAUCAACCACUACGCGACGAAGAAGAGCGUGGCGGAGAGCAUGCUGGACGUGGCACUGUUCAUGGCGAACGUCACGCAGCUCAAAGCGGUGCUGGAGCAGGGGCCUUCCUUCCAGUACUACGCCACCCUCAUCGUGCUCAUCAGCAUCUCCCUCUUCUUCCAGGUGAUGAUUGGGAUUCUCCUCAUCAUCACCGCUCGUUUGAACCUGAAUGAUGUUGCAAAGCAACCCCGCCUGAAUAUACUCAACAAUGCUGCCACAGCUCUUAUCUUCAUCACGGUCAUCCUCAACAUCUUCAUCACAGCCUUUGGGGUGCAGAAAACUGGCCUCUACCCUACCAGGAAUUUUCGACCUUAUUAA
Messenger RNA from Fulmarus glacialis (Northern fulmar), 543 nucleotides. Its product is annotated as ninjurin-2-like. NCBI's taxonomy places the organism in Eukaryota, Metazoa, Chordata, Aves, Procellariiformes, Procellariidae. The coding region runs from base 1 to 543 and encodes 180 amino acids. Gene Ontology annotation, biological process: tissue regeneration; cell adhesion. The transcript is spliced from 3 exons. The record is from RefSeq and is a predicted model, not a curated record. Gene Ontology annotation, cellular component: membrane.